ACUCUGACAAACAGAGAGAGAGAGAGAGAGAUUCAUCAGUGAAGGGAAACACUCACCAUUAACACUGCUGCUCAAUGAAGACGACACGGAGACACAAACAAUACACAAAGUCAGAGAAGACCAACCUGCUCAAGUGCACGAGGACACGAUGUCACGUCACCAAAGUCAACUCCAUGCUGAAAUGGAGAUUGUUAAGAGCACCAGGGAUCUGACCAGAGAGCAGAGGAAGAUAGCGCUCCGAAAGGAAAUGUUUAGAGAGCUGAGGGAAAUGGAGAUGGAGCGCAGACAAAGAGAAGAUCUGGAAGAGCUUCAGAGGCGGAGAAGAGAAAAUGAGGAAAGAGAAAGAGAAGCUGAAAGACUGAAAAUGCAGAAAGAAAGAGCUGAGGAGGAGAGGAAGAUGCAAGAGGCCGAACAGAGAGCUGAGGAGGAGAAGAGGGCCAAUGAGCAAAUGGCCCUGGAGAUGCAACAUCUGCUGAAAGAGAGGCUUCAGUGCAACCAGGUGAUGGCGGUACAGAAGUAUCUCCUCACAAGGCCCAGAUACACCAUCGGUGAUCUGGAGGAAGAGCAGCAGAGGAGGCGUGAAGAGGCCGAGCUUAAGGUCACCUUUAAGUGCCUGGCGUCUGCGGGGAAGAGUCAUGAGCAGAGUAGAACAGAAACUCUGAUCAACAACUGGGUUGGACAGGAAAAAACCGACUGUGAGACUCUCCAGGAGGACUUCCGCCCAACCGACUCCACCCGCUGCCCCACUGCUGAAAACGCAAGCCUGAAGUCUAAAAAAGCAACAUCGAAAUCCUCCAAGCUCCUGACGUGGCUGCAGAAGAGCCUGAAGUCUGGCCUCAGCUCUGACAAGAAGCAGGAUCGGAUGGAGAGGAUGAGGGAGGCCUCCAGGCUCAGAGAGCGCUACAGAGAGCAGUUGGCCUCCAAGGACAGAUGCUGUAGCCGUUUGUCGGAGCAGAUCGACGGUUACUGCAUGUCCAGAAACCGCAUCCUCAAAAAAUCCAUCUUCUGAAUGGAUUGGAUCCUCGAGACCCUCUGC
Messenger RNA from Xiphias gladius (swordfish), 1036 nucleotides. RefSeq names its product histone-lysine N-methyltransferase, H3 lysine-79 specific-like. NCBI's taxonomy places the organism in Eukaryota, Metazoa, Chordata, Actinopteri, Istiophoriformes, Xiphiidae. The transcript is spliced from 3 exons. The record is from RefSeq and is a predicted model, not a curated record. Bases 149 to 1009 code for a protein of 286 amino acids.